Messenger RNA from Rhopilema esculentum, 613 nucleotides. The record is from RefSeq and is a predicted model, not a curated record. Lineage: Eukaryota; Metazoa; Cnidaria; Scyphozoa; Rhizostomeae; Rhizostomatidae.
GACAACAUCGUCUUGGGAACAGUCCCAAUACUAUUGUACCUGGCUGAGACUCAUGCUAACUUUGCAAUGUGUGGUAAAACUUUAGAAGAUCGUGCUAAAGUCGAAAGUGUAUUGAUGUGGGCAUCUGCAUCACUUGCAAGAUCAGUCUUCUACGAUUUUGCUGCGCCUAGACUUCACGAGAGCCACUCAAUCGGCGAAUUUGAAAGCAUCCAUCUAGUGACACAUGGCAAAAGUGAAAUAAUAGAACAUUUUGAUGUGCUAGAAAAGCACUAUCUCAACAACAACAACAACAACACAAAGUAUCUGGUUAACAAUGAACUGACGCUUGCUGACGUAUACACCGCCAUUACGAUAUCGUUUCUAGAGCCACUGUUAUUCGAUUUUUCACCAUGGCCGGGGCUUUGCAAAUGGUUUGAGGGCAUCAAAUCGGCGAUUGCCCAAACAUCACAAAAAAACAUGCUAACAAGGCUGUUGUCUUUCAACAGAACUACUGUUGCCGUAUAAUAGUAGUGAUAAUGCGCUGGAAAUGCAGAUUAUAUGUAGACCAAGAUAAAUACAAUUCAAUGUAGAUCAUGCAGGAAUUUAAAUACAUUUUCUGUUUAAAAGGAUACAA